UCUUUUCAUAACCUCACUUAAUUCAAAAACAAAAUGUGGUUUUGAAACUUUUCCUUUAGGUAUUUUUACUGAAAACAACAUAGAAGUGAAUAUAAUAUUCCCAAUAAUAUUAUUUGGGAUAAAAAAAAUUAUUUUAAAAUGACAAGAUUCGCAAGAGCCAAAGGUUCUAAGGCUUCGAACGAAAGAUUGCCAGAACCUGCUACUUCAUGGAGUCAAAUGAAAGCAGAGCUUCUAAACAAGAAUAAUGAGCUUGCAGAGAAGAAAGAACGCGAGAAAGCUCUAAAACAACGCCAGGAAAACUACCAAAAAUUUUUAGAUCAAAAGGAACAGGAAGAAGAAAAACAAAUCUCAUGGGCAGAUUUUCCAACAUCAGAUAACCAUCUAGAGUCAAAAAAAAGAAAAAGAUUUAGUGAUUUAAAUAAGAGUGACAGUGAAAUUAAGAAAAAAAUUAAUAAGAACCAAAACUGUGCCAAUAUAAAAAUAGAAACUCCUGAUUUAAUGGGAUUAGAUUCAGAUGGUGACUCGGAUGGUCAAUUUUCAGCUUUAAAGCUAAAAUUGGAUAAAGUCCUCGAUCAAAAAGGUAAUGACAGUGAUGAUGAACCACCUGAAGAAGCUAGCAUUACAGAAAAACCAGAAGAAAUUGUUGUUAAAAAGCCGAAACUGACAAAAAAAAAGUUAAAAAUAGUUGUAGACAAAGAGCAGCAAAUUUCAAAUGAGGCAAAUACUAGCCCAAUAAUUACAAAUGGGGUUCAAAGUGAUAAAUCUAAUAAAAGUUCAAUUAAGCCAGAACAUAAAAUUGAACUUUCUGAAAAAAGUAAAAAACUAAUUGAAAAGAAAUUGGAAAGAAAAAGGAAACAAAAUGAAACAAAAAUUCUUAAAAAGCAAAAGAAAAAUAAUACCGAUAAUACCUUAAAAAAAGCCAAUACACCAAAUGAGGAAAAUCAAACAGUAACACCAAAACCUUCUAUCAGUGGCACUUCAGAUGAAGAGUUCUUGAAAAAAAAACAGAAAAAGCUUGAAAGAAGGAAGAAACAAAAAGAAAAAAAAAGUAAAAUGAUGAAACAGGCAUCUAAAGAAUCAGUUGAAGACAAAAAGGAAGUCUUAAGUGAGAAGGACCUGUUAAAAAUUCAAAGGAAAAAAGAAAGAAGAGCCAGGCAAGCUGAUAAAAGAAAAAAGAUUAAGGAGGCAAAGUUACUGGCUGAACAAAAUACAGAACUCAGCCAAGAAAAUAAGGAUGAAACUAAACCAACUUUCAAGAAAGUGAAAGAUUCAGCUGAACAAAAUGAAUAUAUUAAGGAGGAAAAUGAACAGAAGCAUAAAAUACCUUUUGACAAUGGAAAGGCUUCAGCAGAAGAGAAGAAAAAUGUACUUCAUAAUGGAGAACAUGAGCCUCAAAAUGGUUAUACCAAACCUCCUUUGAACAAACAAAAAAAACUAUUACAGAAACCUCAGAACCAGAAGAAAGCAAAACCAAGAGAUGACAAAGAGCACCAAAGUAAAAAAGAUAAACCAGAAAAAAUGAUAAUCAAUGGAAAAGAAAUUGAAAUUGGUUAUGUUGAGGGUUUCCCAGUUAAAAAAGAAGAUGCUGACAGGUUGAAACGCCUAAGGAAAGAAAUGAUCAGCAAAGGGCUGCCCAGAAGUGAAAUUAAUGCUUCCUUAAAGCUCGAAAGGCGACGUGCAGAAAAGGCUUUGGCAAGAGAAAAGAAAUUUGUAUGUUUCAACUGUAGAAAAUCUGGACACAAUCUGUCUGAGUGUCCUGAACUAGACAAGGAUCAAGUAGCACAAACAGGUACAGGCAUUUGCUUUAAAUGUGGAUCAACAGAACACACCCACUUUGAGUGCAAAGUAGUAAGGGGACUAGACUACAAGUUUGCUACAUGCUUUAUUUGCCAGGAGCAAGGGCAUAUAGCCAAACAAUGUCCCGAUAAUCAAAGAGGGUUGUAUCCUAAAGGAGGCUCUUGCAAAGUAUGUGGAGAUGUGACUCAUCUAAAAAAAGAUUGCCCCAAGUACCAAGCUCAACAAGCACAACUUCAAAACAGUCUCAAUGUAGGAACAAUGGACAGUGGAAAUCCAGAUGAUUUGGAUAGUAAUUCACACAGUAAUUCAUUUGGCGGAAGUGGGAGAAAGAUAAAUAAAAUUAUAAAAUUUUAACCUUUUCACAUGAUUGUAAAUAGUAUGGUCAAUAGUUGAUAAGUAUAAAGUAACAUUUUAAUGAUUACUAAUAUAUAUAUUAUGAUGAUUGUUAGAAGUUUGGAUUAUAUUUGUUAAUUGUAACCAUUGACAGGAAUUAAAAGUUGCUAUUGUAAUAA
Anthonomus grandis grandis is the source of this 2309-nucleotide messenger RNA. Its product is annotated as DNA ligase 1-like. Gene Ontology annotation, molecular function: zinc ion binding; nucleic acid binding. The coding region runs from base 139 to 2151 and encodes 670 amino acids. The transcript is spliced from 6 exons. The record is from RefSeq and is a predicted model, not a curated record. NCBI's taxonomy places the organism in Eukaryota, Metazoa, Arthropoda, Insecta, Coleoptera, Curculionidae.